AUGUCGUUACCUGAGGAGCAGUCGGAGAACCCGAAGGUUGAGGGGCAAUCGACCCUAGAUACCGGCAAGAGUUUGGAUAAUGGUCCUGACGGGGAUAGGGAGUGUCAUGGUGGGGCGGCAGUGAGUGAAACGCCAGUUGAUGAGUUGCCGUCUGGUGAAGUCCCGGCCUAUCUGUGUCAAGACCCGUAUGAGUUGAAGGAGCGAGGAAACCGUUUAUACGAGACUGAGAAGUACAUGGAGGCGGUGGAGAUGUGGAAGCAGGGAUUGAAGAGAGCGCUGCAGAAGAGUGUCCGGGACCCUUCAAUGGAGUGGGUUGCAUUGCAGACGCGUCUCCGGCUGAAUAUUGCGCAAGGUUUCAUCAAGUACGAGGACUACGUGAUGGCUAAGGAGCAUCUGAUGGUUAUUAUGGACCACGAUCCGACGAACAGCAAGGCAAUUUUUCGGUUGGCCCAGGUCUACGAUGGCCUUCAAGAUUUCGAGAAGGCAGUUGGAAUUUUGAGAAGAGGUAUACAACUCCACCCGGAGGAAGCUGCUUUCAAAGUUUUGUACAAUGAACUUGUGAUAAAGGAAAGAGAUUCGCGCCAGAAAUCGCCGAAAACAGUGGUGGACUUGAAUGCUAUCAAAGACAUACGCUCCGAGCCUGUGAUCGAAAAGCCGCGACUGGAUGUGGAACAAUAUCGGUCCAUCCUUAUUGCUGACGAGCCCGUGAGGGGUGAGGCGGUGAUGGGUGAUGAAGCGGUGACGGGUAAUAAUUAUGGGGCAGUGAAUGAUUUGAGGCAGAAGAUGAUCGAGUGGAAGUGUAAGAUACCGCUUUCAGAUACGCCUACAAGGGUUGAGCAGCAGGACCACGUGGAUGGCGAUUUGGAUGACUGGCAUGACAAGAUGUGGUUGUCAGUAUACACACAUGAGAGGUUGGUUGAUGACAAAACCGUAUUGCAACAUUCUCUACCAUUGUCUGUUUUGUACGGCUUGGACUGUGUCUUGUUUCCUUAUAUGGUGGAACGGCCAAAGAACAUUAUGGUUGAUUUAUGUUCAGGUGCUCGUCUUACGUUGCCUGAGUUAGCUUGGGUACCAGUUGAGGGCGACUCUAGAAGUGGUGUUAGCCCUAAAGUUGGAUGCGGUGAACUAGGAUGCGGUGAACUAGGAUGCGGUGAACUAGGAUUGAAGGCAGAAGAGAGAAUGAGUGUGGCUCAUGCUUUAACGCGUACGGGUACGAACCCAUUUACGAUACAUGUGUUGAAUGCGCGAGGUGACGACGAGAUGGAGGUGAAAUGGAGUAGUAUGUUGAAGAGGUUGCCAUCCUUGGAUAAUUUGCAGACGAUUAUGAUCGGGUUUUGUGACCCUAGUGAUCCGUACUCGAAGACACUGACGGCUAGUGACUAUCUUUCUCCGCAAUUGUCGCAGACGUCCAUGGUCCGGGGUGUGUCUCACAAGCUACUAUGUCGGCUGUAUAAAGGAGCCUAUUUGGAGUUUUUAGAUUCGGAGUCAGUGAAGAAACAGACCAAGACCGCGCACUUGACUUGUCAGGAGGUGAACGGUGUUAAAGUUUCGCCCAUCCUUACGAAUCCGAAUCACCCUUUCCACCCUGACCUCGUGGUGGUGCCUCAGUGCAAUCUGAGCCGAAGGUUUGACGAGUAUAUUCCGGUAUUGGCGAUGCUCUGUCUGACGAACACGCUCAUACUCUUUUUGGGCCACAGUUCAUGCGAGUUCCCAAGUCACGAAGCAGUACAGCUACCCGACAUACUCAAAGAGCUUAAUGCCAGGUUCAUCACACAACCAUACUGGAACCCCUUUAUGCUACCCGUCAAGCCCGAUGACGACUGCCCACCCAUGAACGUUCUGAAAAGAAAUCCGGACGGAUCCAUGACCGCCAUAGAUUUCAAGGGCGUCAGCGCAAAAUACGCCUUCGGCCUCUGGAUCAAGGGCUUUAUUAACGACUCUGAAAAACUCCUUACCGACUUAAUCAAGUCAUCAGAAAACGUCCAGGCAUUCAAACUAAAAUUAAAGGCUCAAGGCAUCGACGUUGACCGGGAGGAAAUGGCAGUCCAAACACUAGAGAACGAUACUGAAUACAAAACCAGACUUAGUGAAAUUGUCACUAACUACGAAAAUAGCGUCAAGGAGAAGACAUUAGAGCUCUCUAGGUCCAUCCAGGAGAAAUUACACGCGACAUAA
Messenger RNA from Gregarina niphandrodes, 2175 nucleotides. RefSeq lists its product as hypothetical. Bases 1 to 2175 code for a protein of 724 amino acids. Gene Ontology annotation, molecular function: protein binding. Lineage: Eukaryota; Apicomplexa; Conoidasida; Eugregarinorida; Gregarinidae. The transcript has a single exon. The record is from RefSeq and is a predicted model, not a curated record.